Molecule: messenger RNA, 3267 nt
Organism: Magnolia sinica
Lineage: Eukaryota; Viridiplantae; Streptophyta; Magnoliopsida; Magnoliales; Magnoliaceae
Product: extra-large guanine nucleotide-binding protein 3-like
Exons: 8
Coding region: 201-2927 (908 amino acids)
Biological process (GO): adenylate cyclase-modulating G protein-coupled receptor signaling pathway
Cellular component (GO): heterotrimeric G-protein complex
Molecular function (GO): G-protein beta/gamma-subunit complex binding; G protein-coupled receptor binding; guanyl nucleotide binding
Source: RefSeq, a predicted model, not a curated record
UCUCUCUCUCUGCAACUCCCAAGCUGCCAUCAGACCCCAAAGCCACAGCGUCUUUACUGUCGGCCCGCACUCCUACCAAAGCGCUAUAACCCGCACUUCCAGUUCGAUAAAUGCCCCUCACCUUCUCAUUAAUUUCCUCGCGAGCCGUACCCUCGUUCCCUUCUCCACACGAACCCUAGCUCCUUCGACCGUGCCCAAAAAUGUCCAGUGCCGAGACGGAAAGCGAGAGGUCAUGGGAAUCGGCGCUCCGCAAGAUGCUCCCUCCCGGUGCUCCUCUCCCAGACCAGGACCACCUCGACUACUCCAUAGCUCUCGAGUACGACGGUCCACCAAUCCCUUACGAAGUCCCCAAGGUAUCUCUCGCGGGACCACCGAAAUCUGAGGAAGAUGAGAGGUCAUGGGAAUCGGUGCUCCGCAGCAUGCUCCCUCCCGGCGCUCCGAUGCCGGACGACGAGAGCCUCGACUAUUCCAUCGCCAUCGAAUACGAUGGACCACCGGUCCCCCACGACGUCCCCAAAGUCGACCCAUUGAUCAUGGAGUCCGCCCCGGGACUACCGAUUCCCAAGCUCCCGCGGUUCAUCCGCGCCUCCAGCAGUGGCGGGGAAUUCCGUGGCAUGGUGGCGAGCGCGAGGAAUUCGUCGUCAUCGUCGUCGGUCUCGAAGGCGGUUCCGGAAACGGAAUUGCAGCAGGACAGUUCGUCGCUGGAGCCGGUGGGCCCGAUCUGGGAUCGGAAGGCUGCUGCGGAGGGCCGGCGGGCUGCGGUCGUGACCUUCCACACGGCUGCGUCAGAGGAAUGGGAGAAAGAGGAAGAGGAGGUGGAAUUCUCCUCGUUCCGGUCGAGCAUCCCCAAUUCGGCGCCGGUAGUGUCGCCGGGGCUCAGGGCGAUACCCCUUGCAGCACGGGCCCCGAGGAAGCGGGGGAUCUGCAGCCGGUGUGGGAAGAAGAGCCGGCUGCGGGAGAAGGAGGCGUGCUUGGUGUGUGAUGCAAGGUACUGCAGCAAUUGCGUAUUGAAAGCAAUGGGGUCGAUGCCCGAGGGGCGGAAGUGUGUGAGCUGCAUCCACCAUCCGAUUGAUGAGUCUAAGCGGGCUGGCCUUGGGAAGUGCUCGCGGAUGCUGAGCCGGUUGUUGAGUCCGAUGGAAGUCCGGCAGAUUAUGAAGGCAGAGCAGGAGUGCGAGGCGAACCAGCUGAGGCCAGAGCAGUUAGUUGUAAAUGGGCGGCCGUUGAGGCAGGAAGAGCUGGCGGAGAUUUUGGGUUGUCCGCUACCGCCUCAGAAGCUGCGGCCCGGAAGGUAUUGGUAUGAUAAGGAUUCCGGGCUUUGGGGAAAGGAGGGUGAGAAACCCGAUAGGAUUAUAAGUUCGAAAUUGAAUGUUGGGGGGAAGCUAAAGAUGGAAGCUAGCAAUGGGAACACACAGGUGUACAUUAAUGGGCGGGAGAUAACGAGGAUAGAGCUCAGGAUGUUGAAGCUGGCCAAGGUGCAGUGCCCUCGGGACACUCACUUUUGGGUGUACGAUGAUGGGUCGUAUGAGGAAGAAGGUCAGAAUAACAUAAAAGGAAACAUAUGGGGAAAGGCAUCAACACGUCUGAUCUGUUCUUUAUUCUCAUUGCCCAUACUUCCUGGAAACAUUCCUGAACCAAAAGAAUAUUCAACCACGCCUUCCAGUAGAUCUGUGCCAGAGUAUUUAGAACCUAGAAAAGUCCAGAAACUUCUGUUAUUGGGAUUGGAAGGCUCCGGAACGAGCACUAUCUUCAAGCAGGCAAAAUAUCUAUAUGGGAACAAAUUCUCUCCCGAAGAGUUGCAGGAUAUGAAGCUCAUGAUUCAAAGCAACAUGUACAAAUAUCUUAGUACGUUGCUCGAGGGACGAGAGCGUUUCGAAGAGGAGGCUUUGGAGGGAAUGGAAACUUCUGUUCCACAUGCUGAGUCGUCUGACACAGGGGAAAAUGGAGUCGAGGAAGGGAAACAGUGUAUCUAUUCUAUCAACCAAAGGUUGAAGCAUUUUUCUGACUGGCUCUUAGAGAUUAUGGCCAUGGGAGACUUGGAUGCCUUCUUCCCUGCUGCAACACGUGAGUAUGCCCCUGUCGUGGAUGAGGUUUGGAGGGAUCCUGCCAUUCAGGAAACGUACAAGAGAAAAGCCGAGUUGCACUUUCUUCCAGAUGUUGCAGACUAUUUCUUGGAUCGGGCUAUUGAGAUUUCAAGCAACGAGUAUAAACCCUCUGAGAAAGACAUUUUAUACGCUGAAGGAGUCACCCAGAGCAAUGGUCUUGCCUUCAUUGAAUUCUCAUUGGACGACCGCAAUCCAAUGUCCGAUGCGUACUCUGAAAAUUUCGAAUGCCCGCCUCCCCUUGCAAAAUACCAACUGAUACGAGUGAAUGCCAAAGGACUGAAUGAAGGUUGCAAAUGGCUUGAAAUGUUCGAAGAUGUGCGGGCCGUGGUGUUCUGCAUCUCCCUCAGCGACUACGAUCAGGUGUGCACCCAAGCUGGGGGCCUCCUGUCCAACAAGAUGCUGGUGAGCAGGGACAUGUUCGAGAGCGUCGUGAGGCACCCUUCCUUCAGAGACACCCCGUUCGUGCUCCUCCUCAACAAGUACGAUGCCUUUGAAGAGAAGAUCAACCGGGUUCCACUGACAGUCUGUGACUGGUUUGAUGAUUUCAGCCCCGUGAAGCCCCACAACAGCAACCAGUCACUGGCCCACCAGGCUUACUACUACGUGGGGGUGAAGUUCAAGGACCUCUAUGCCUCCAUCAGCAACAGGAAGCUGUUUGUGUGGCAGACUCGGGCCUGGGAGCGGAGCACCGUUGAUGAGGCAUUCAAGUACAUCCGGGAGGUCCUCAAGUGGGACGAUGAGAAGGAUGACAAUUUUUAUGGGAUGGCAGAUGAAUCGUUCUACAGCACGGACAUGAGCUCAUCGCCUUACAUCAGGCGGGAGUGAUCUCAUCCCUCGGCCAGUGGGCCUUCGUGACCGUUGGCGGUAUGUAAAAAAAGAUUAUUUGAAGGGCCCCCAAGACAAUUUUGAUUCUUUGAUAUCUUGAUAAUUGAUAGGUUCGUGCGGUUGAAGCCGACGGGUGCAAGCAGGCCCCGCUGUGUGGCCACAUUGUGAUGGAUCAACGGUUAGGAUGAUUUGAGAGCAGUAUCUUGGAAGAGGCUAAUUGGGGGGUUAGAGGUUUGUAUUAUUGGGGAUGGAUUGUGUGUCUGUAUAUUCUAACGUUUUAUUGCGUUUUCUUGCACUCUUUUGUCAAAAAUAAAAUGUUCCUUUCUAGGGUCUUAUGAUA